Messenger RNA from Humulus lupulus (European hop), 1763 nucleotides. RefSeq lists its product as uncharacterized. The record is from RefSeq and is a predicted model, not a curated record. NCBI's taxonomy places the organism in Eukaryota, Viridiplantae, Streptophyta, Magnoliopsida, Rosales, Cannabaceae. The coding region runs from base 117 to 1763 and encodes 548 amino acids. The transcript has 3 exons.
CUUCCACCAUUCGCACUCCCGAGGAUCGCCUUCGUCACUUCAAGCGGAUCCUUCCCCGUUCAGCCCUGUAUUUCCUCCACGAGGAACAGUUUCUUCAACAAGCUGCACAGUCGACGAUGAGGGUGAAGAAAUCUAAUAGACUCCCCCAGGACCAAGAUCCACAAGUUGCCCGUAGAGCGGUGCAAAAGGUGGUGGAACACAGUGACGCCCGCACUGCAACUUCUUCAGAAUCACCCGCUCAGGAGUUUGCCACCGAGGUUCAAAACUUGGCCAUUCAAAAGCCACGGAAGGGGAGAGAAGAAGCACCUUCCUGGUUCACUGCCCAGCCUUCAAAACUCAAUCCCGGGACGUUCCACAAACACAUCCAAGCUUUGGGUUUGAGUGGGGUGAACGUGACAUGCCCGGGCCCUCAUCAGAGUGCCAAUAGGCUCGGCGGAGCAUACUGCGCCUGGUCCAGGCACCAUAUUCACGCAGGAGCGACACUCCCACUACACCCCUAUUACCGGUCUAUAGCGGAUUACUUCAACGUCUCCCCAUUCCAGAUUGCACCGAAUGGGGUCCAGGCACUGUCCGUGCUGUAUAUUCUCUACUUUCUGCAAGGUUGGGAUGAGCCCACUCCUCAUGAGGUACACUAUUUGUUCGACUUCAAGACUAACCCCAGCCACAAGAACAUGGGCUUCUUUCACCUCUAUCACAGGCAAAAGGGGAUUAAAUACCUUAGUGGUAUCGCACACAAGUCAAACCCCGGAAAAUAUUACAGAGAAUAUUUCCUCACAUCAGACAUCAAGGCCAACAACUUGGCUUUUACACAUGCGGGUCCGUUCCAGCAACCCUUGCCUACUCAAGGGAUGUUCAACCGAGCAGAAACGUUGGCUAACAUGAGUACCGAGGAGAAAGACGUGAAAAGUUUGGUCACUAUAGAUUACCUUCAGAUGGUGGGCCUGAUACCGUGUAACCAAAAUAUGAUGGUGGAAAGUACCACCGGGGAGAACAACACGACUGAUCAGUCCAAUGCGGGCACAGAGGUAGUGACUGACCAGUUUUCUCCUGGGCCAUCUCCGCUUUCUCAUAGACCUGGCGACCUUGUCAUUAGGGAGCCUCAGUCUGAACCUCAGCACAGAUCUGCUAUUCCCGCUCGGUCCGGGAAAGGAAAAGCCAUCCAGAUUGAGAGAGAACUCAGCUCCUCUUCGGACGACGAGGAUGACUUCAUCGAUCAGAUUCUCAACUCAGACCCAGAGAUGUUCAGGCAUUGCAUCGUUCCUCUUGCUCCAAAGAGGAAGUCUGGCGAAGGAAGUGGUCUCACUCCCCCGAGGAAGGUCCCGAGGGCAGUGCCACCGAGCCAGGGGAGACAACCUGAGGGGUCAGUUACGUUCCCGCCAUUGACCCCUUCCUCACUACCUCCAUCAGCGAGCCUAACUCCCCCAGGCCCGUCCGGCCUGAGCGAGGCACUCCGAGCUACUGACACCAAACUCAGGGGGGCAGUUGAUCAGACCCUCCAUGAUGCAUCAAUGAUUCAAGGCUUUGAAUCUUUUCCUCGACUCAGCGUUGAUGUUGUCUUAGAUAGAGGGAUUGCUCAGCUGACAAAUCAGCGAUCAGUCGACUACAAGGAGUUGAUCAAGGUCCUAAAUGAUCAACUCAUGGAGGCUCAAGCGAAAAUGGACGCUCUUCAAUCCAAGCUGGAACAGGCGGAGAAGACUGUGACUGAGCAAAAGGAGUCUCUCAAGGGGUUGGCUGAUGGGAAUGAUCAGCCAACAAAUCCUUAA